Messenger RNA from Serpula lacrymans var. lacrymans S7.9, 1038 nucleotides. RefSeq lists its product as uncharacterized. The record is from RefSeq and is a predicted model, not a curated record. Bases 330 to 698 code for a protein of 122 amino acids. The transcript has a single exon. NCBI's taxonomy places the organism in Eukaryota, Fungi, Basidiomycota, Agaricomycetes, Boletales, Serpulaceae.
UUAGUUAAUUGACGAGAUACGUAUAUCAAGCACUUGAGACGAGAGGUUGUAUAAGUUAUACUGUUUCCACUACCGCGCACGAUGCCUUUGUGGCUUUUGACACUGCUCCAUCUACAUAUCAAAAAAACUGGUAAGUACACAUGUUCAGUAUCUUCAAAUAGCUGUAUUUGCUGACAACAAAAGGAGCUACUUCUUCAAGGGAAUAAUACCAGUAUCGGGGCGAAAACGGCUGUUCCCUAUCUAGGCAGUCUAGAAAAACGUUAUUCAUGAUAUAACCCAGCGCAUCAUCUGUCAAAUAGCUUGCUGUCGAUAGACGGAAGUAUGUUGGCAUGCUCGGGUCAUCGUAUUCAUGGACCGUUGGCGGAUUUUCUAGUACAUUGUCACGGUCGACGUACCAGCGAUGGAGACCCUUUAGCUCUCGCCUUACGACCCACGUCGCACUUUACCGCUACCAAACGUCCUGGAUCCCCGCUCCAUCGAAAAAGUUCUUUCAGUUGAUGGAAUCCAGGUAUUGCAGUGAGCUAUCGGGGCACAAGGGCAUGUCCGACGUUCUUGUUACUGGGUGGGACGAACACCGGCGAGGGCAUCACACCUACAAGGUUUUGAUGUUUGAAUGCGCAGCUUGUCCGGUCAUCGAGGCUAUACCGCAUCGCUUGUCUAUUAGAACACCAAGAAGGUUGGACGCCUGUCACGCAUGACUAUUUAUUCUGCAUCGAUUUCAGGACAUUAAUUGCACGUACAGCAUAGAACAUAGCCCGAUUGGCCCCUUCGAGUGCCCGAUGAUUCGAGAACUGGAUGGCGAGUAUACUUUGGGACUUACAGCUGCCAAAAUUCAAAGCUAUUGUGCCUUCGUGGGGAAACUUGUGGGGAAAUAGAAAUUAAUCAAUCCACUGCAGCAGAAUCAUGAUCAGGAUAUCGAAGCAAGUAUGUUCUCCCCAUGUUCGCCGCACAUUUGCACACAUCUCCGUUCAGCUGCUUCUGAUAGGGUCACAAGUAUAGACCAUUGAUAUAUAUAUGGAGAAGAAUGAGUGAUACACG